CCUUCCCGCCUCUGCCCUGUGACAGGAGCAACGGAUCAAGGCCUGGACCAUGUCCCAGCUGGUGGAAUGUGUCCCCAACUUCUCGGAGGGGAACAACCAGGAGGGACGUGCCCUAUGAGGAUGGGGGCUUGGACGUGACCAGCGGGCUGUGAGGAUGUGGCGUGGGGUGAUUGAGGCCAUCUCCCGAGCUGUGGCACAGACCCCGGGCUGCACGCUGCUGGACGUGGACGCUGGCCCCUCCACCAACCGCACUGUCUACACAUUUGUGGGGCGCCCCGAGGACGUGGUGGAGGGGGCCCUCAAUGCUGCCCGGGCCGCCUCUCAGCUCAUCGACAUGAGCAGGCACAGAGGGGAACACCCUCGGAUGGGCGCCCUGGACGUGUGCCCCUUCGUCCCGGUGAGGGGCGUCACCAUGGACGAGUGCGUGCUCUGUGCCCAGGCCUUCGGCCGGCGGCUGGCAGAGGAGCUGGGCGUGCCAGUGUACCUCUACGGCGAGGCGGCGCGGACGGCCCAUCGCCGGUCCCUGCCGGCCAUCCGGGCCGGGGAGUACGAGGCCCUCCCUGAGAAGCUCAAGCAGGCCGAGUGGGCACCCGACUUCGGGCCCAGCUCCUUUGUCCCCAGCUGGGGGGCCACCGUCACGGGGGCGCGGAAUUUCCUCAUCGCGUUCAACAUCAACCUGCUCGGCACCAGGGAGCAGGCUCACCGCAUCGCACUCAACCUCCGGGAGCAGGGCCGCGGGAAGGACCAGCCAGGACGCCUGGAAAAGGUGCAGGGCAUUGGCUGGUACCUGCAUGAGAAGAACCUGGCUCAGGUGUCUACAAACCUCCUGGACUUUGAGGUCACGGGGUUGCACAUGGUCUUCGAGGAGGCCUGCAGAGAAGCCCAGGAGCUGAGCCUUCCAGUGGUGGGCUCGCAACUGGUGGGCCUGGUGCCUCUGAAGGCCCUGCUGGACGUGGCCGCCUUCUACUGCGAGAAGGAGAACCUCUUCCUCCUGGAGGAGGAGCACCGCAUCAGGCUGGUGGUCAGCCGGCUGGGCUUGGACUCUCUGUGCCCCUUCAACCCCAAGGAGCGGAUCGUCGAGUACCUGGUCCCUGAGGGCGGGUCCCAGCAGAGCCUGGUGGACCAGCCCCUGUGUGCCUUCAUCCGUGAGGUGGGCGCCCGCUCGGCGGCCCCGGGGGGCGGCUCCGUGGCAGGGGCCUGUGCAGCCAUGGGUGCCGCGCUGGCCUCCAUGGUUGGCCUCAUGACCUACGGGCGGCGCCAGUUUGAGCACCUGGACGCGACCAUGCGGCGUCUGAUCCCGCCUUUCCACGCAGCCUCGGCCAAGCUGACUGCGAUGGUGGACUCUGACGCCCGCGCCUUCGAGGCCUACCUGAAAGCAGUGAAGCUGCCCAAGAACACACCUGAGGACAGGGACAGGCGCACAGCUGCCCUGCAAGAGGGGCUGAGACAGGCGGUGGCCGUGCCCUUGGAGCUGGCGGAGACAGUGGCCUCACUGUGGCCAGCGCUGCAGGAGCUGGCCCUGUGUGGGAACCUGGGCUGCCGGUCGGACCUGCAGGUGGCAGCCAAGGCCCUGGAGACAGGCGUGUUUGGUGCGUAUUUCAACGUGGUCAUCAACCUGAAGGGUGUCACCGAUGAUGAGUUUAAGGACCAGGUCCGUCAGCGCAUCUCCAGCCUCCUGCAGGAAGCCAAGACCCAGGCAGCACUGGUGCUGGACCGCCUGGAGGCCCGGCAGGAGUGACAGCUGGGGGGGGGACCUCCCUGUCGGGAGGACAGGGCGGCUGUGGGGCCCAGAGCGGG
Camelus dromedarius (Arabian camel) is the source of this 1797-nucleotide messenger RNA. It is a transcript of the gene FTCD, whose product is annotated as formimidoyltransferase cyclodeaminase. The record is from RefSeq and is a predicted model, not a curated record. Gene Ontology annotation, molecular function: transferase activity; folic acid binding. Lineage: Eukaryota; Metazoa; Chordata; Mammalia; Artiodactyla; Camelidae. Bases 155 to 1738 code for a protein of 527 amino acids. The transcript is spliced from 15 exons.